AUGGCGUCAACGUCCGCCCUCCCCCAACCGUCACGGCCAGCCGCCAACCCGCCGACCGUGGCCUUGCCCCCUCUUCCCAAUCCUAAACCGAGAAAGAGCAUCCCAGCCGGCGAUACAUCACGAUCGGCCUCACCAUAUCAACAACUCUCCAAAUUGCGCACGCCGUCGAGCCCCAAACCUUCCGCAGCCCGAUCCCCGCUAUCCAAUUCGAAUUCCACCUCAAAUCUCAGCGCCAUUCGAUCAGCAUCCAACGGACGCGCGCCAAGUAGUCCGGACAAACCCUUGCGCCGGACAAUCAGCAUCGCCUCAUUUCCACAGCCGCCCAAGGCCGGAGGAAGUCGCCCCUCAACAGCCUCAUCCUUGUCGGGGAUCCCCGCAAACCCGGCCGGCAGUGCCAAGCCUAAAAGAAGCUCACGACUCAGCACGGGAACCACCAGCAGCUACCGGAGCUCUAAAACUCCGUCACUGUUGAAUGGAAGCGGAGAUGGGAAAUCCAUCCUGGCAGACGCGCGAGAUCCAGAGGGGUCUCCGGGCCAUAGCAGAAGCUCGUCCGCGCAAGGUUCCUGUUCAACCAGUGCGACAACCUUUGAAGAUGCGGAGGAUGCCGGUGGCAAGUUGACCUCCAAACCCAAGGAGACCAAGGGCAACGUCAUUGUCAGCGUGCGUGUUCGACCCGAUAAUAACCAGGGAGGCGAGACCCCAAGAAACCAUGGCGAGUGGUCAGUGGAUGGACGACAGAGUUUGAUCUCACAUCGAGGGAAAGAUGGAGGAGACUACUAUUAUGAUAAUGUUUUCGCGGCUCAUGACAACAAUGCCAAGGUGUACGACUCCGGGGCCAAACGCCUUGUCCGACGGGUCAUGGAGGGGUACCAUGGAACGGUGUUUGCCUACGGUAUGACAGGAACCGGUAAAACCUUCUCCAUGCAAGGUACUGCCACCUCUCCAGGUGUGAUCCCCCUCGCCAUCACAGAUAUCUUCUCCUUCAUUCGCGAAACCCCCCAUCGAGAAUUCCUCCUUCGAGUCAGCUAUCUGGAAAUCUAUAACGAAAAGAUCCAUGACCUUCUCUCCGCUUCGACCACCAAUGGUCCGGCCGCGCCUCAAGAAGAGAUCAAACUCCGCGAGGAUAGCAAACGCGGCGUAUAUGCCACCCCGCUCAAGGAAGAAAUCGUGCAGAGUCCAACACAACUUCUCCGAGUAAUUGCAAGAGGAGAUCAUGCUAGAAGGACGAGCAGUACGCAGUUCAACGCGCGGAGUUCUCGCAGUCACGCGGUCGUUCAGAUUGUGGUGGAGAGUCGCGAGCGAGUGCCAGCGGGCAAUUCGCAGGACAAACGCUCUGGGAUCGCUCCUGGUGGCGUCCGGGUGUCGACACUGAGCUUGAUUGAUCUUGCUGGCUCCGAGCGCGCCGCCGAUGACAAGGAACGCCGAACCGAGGGAGCCCAUAUCAACAAGAGUUUACUCACGCUCGGUAACAUCAUCUCCAAGCUUUCUGAUGCCAAGGAUAAGCAAGGAAACCCAAUGGACAAGGAAGGCCGCCAUCUGCCCUACCGGGACAGCAAGUUGACACGGCUCCUUCAACCAGCUUUGUCGGGCAAUUCCCUAGUGAGCAUUCUCUGUACGAUUCAGCUGGUCUCCGGUGUGAAUGCGCAUUCUGGGGAAACUCUCAAUACGUUGAAAUUCGCCGCGCGAGCGAAGAAUAAUAUCGUCAGCCACGCACAAAAGGCAGAGGAGGCUUACGGGGCCGGUGGGGCCGACUCUGGCAGUCGAGUUUUACUAGAGCGAUAUCGCGUGGAAAUUCAAGCCCUCCGUGGCCAACUCGAUAUCCAGGCCAAGGCCCAAGCGGAGAAAGAGCUGAAGUGGGAUGAGCAGCAAUUUGAGAAGGAGGCUCAGGCGCGCCAUGAGGAACAGGUCUUGGAGAUGCAGUUGGCCCGGACGGCUCUAAAGGAGCGCAUUGAACAUCUUAAUCGGCUGAUCCUGAGCUCCAAGUCCACUGGGGUCAACAAUCAUGGCAGCCUAACUUCUGCAUUUGGUCGUCUGUCACGUAUGUCCGCUGCGGAAUCGGGCACCCGCUCACUGCGGUCGUCCGCCAGUCAAUCUACGCUGGGUGCCGGUCAUUCAUCCAUCAGACCAAUGUCUUUCAUGUCAGUCAACAGCAGUGAUCCUACGGGGCUCAUGCCAUUCCCAGGUGCAUCAUUUGGAAAUGAAGAUGAAGACGACAUGGGCGAAUUUGGCGACGGUAAAGCGAGUCUGCAACGGCAGGUUAUCGCAUUGCAGGCCGACCUGGGUGACAAGAAUCGAUAUAUCUCCACUCUGGAGCGCCGGCUGCUGCAGGCGCGACGUUCUAGUCAUUCUAGGAUGUCAGUUGGGGUCAAAUCCACCAACUCGACAAUUGCAGAGCAUCCGGACCUGAUGGCCUUGCUCCGCGAGAGGGACAUGGAGAUCAACGAACUACGCAUUCAGCUUGAUGAUAAGGAUCGAAUGCUGGCUGCCCUUCGGUCUGCCGCCCGACACCGUGACCUGGCUGCCGUGACGAACGACGCACCGUCGCCCGAACUGAAAGGCAAAGAAGAGUUGGCCGCCUCCGGUGGCAACAGCCCAUUGGGGACCAACGGCGUUGUCGAUAAGCUCGCCAGCCCACCGUGUCCCGUUCUUCCUGGGAGAAAUGAAAAGGACGAUGAUCGGAGGAAAAACAUGGACGAAGUAUCCAGAAUGCUGGAUGAAAUGAUUCAGGGCCGGGUUGAAAGUGGCCAUGGUCAUCUUGAGAAAAGCCCCAUGGGACAUCUCAAAAGGGCCUCCAAUGAUAGUCGCCGAGUAUCGAUGUCGGCUGAAGUGCCCGGCUUGAACCCUACGGGGCCUGCUCCAAAGGACGGGAACCCCAGUUCUCCCCCAAGUUAA
Messenger RNA from Penicillium longicatenatum, 2892 nucleotides. RefSeq names its product putative kinesin family protein (KipA). Gene Ontology annotation, biological process: microtubule-based movement. The transcript has 2 exons. Lineage: Eukaryota; Fungi; Ascomycota; Eurotiomycetes; Eurotiales; Aspergillaceae. The record is from RefSeq and is a predicted model, not a curated record. Gene Ontology annotation, molecular function: microtubule motor activity; ATP binding; microtubule binding. The coding region runs from base 1 to 2892 and encodes 963 amino acids.